This is a messenger RNA of Scophthalmus maximus (turbot), 1979 nucleotides long. It is a transcript of the gene tm7sf2, whose product is annotated as transmembrane 7 superfamily member 2. Gene Ontology annotation, molecular function: oxidoreductase activity, acting on the CH-CH group of donors, NAD or NADP as acceptor. NCBI's taxonomy places the organism in Eukaryota, Metazoa, Chordata, Actinopteri, Pleuronectiformes, Scophthalmidae. Bases 169 to 1446 code for a protein of 425 amino acids. The record is from RefSeq and is a predicted model, not a curated record. Gene Ontology annotation, cellular component: nuclear inner membrane; endoplasmic reticulum membrane. Gene Ontology annotation, biological process: sterol biosynthetic process. The transcript is spliced from 11 exons.
AUGGUUUUGAUUGGCUGAGAGGCAAUUUCGUGCUGAAAAAAAACCACGCGUCGGGGGCGUGUCCUGCAGGCAGGCUGCUGGGUUGAUGCGGCGGUUACAUGCGCACCUACAGUUCCGUCUGCACCUCUACUGUAUGUCACACACCGUAUUUUUCACAGGAGUCCAAUAAUGAGGCCAAACACCCAAGCAUCCAAACACAGAUCCUCACAUGACACAGAGAGGGAAUUCGGAGGAGCCUUGGGUGCCAUAUGCAUUCCCAUCUUUCUUCCGUUGACGGUGCUCUUCCUGAUCUGUAUGAGUCGAUCCCCCCAUGCCUCCGUCCUCCAAUGGCCCCCUCCGCUCCCCUCCAGUGACGAGCUGUGGGACCCUAUGGCCCCCGUGCUCCUGCUGGGAUGGAUCGCUCUGCACGCCCUCCUCUAUUUGACUCCAUUAGGAAAGGUGUCAGAAGGAUUGGUGCUGAGGGAUGGAACACGUCUCAAGUAUCCUAUAAAUGGUUUUCAUGGCCUGUGCAUCAGCGGCGUGUUGCUGAUGUUGUUUCUGGGGCUCGGGUCUCCUCUUGGGCAUCUGUUUGAGCUGCUGUUGCCGCUGGCGGUGUGUGCAAUAGUGGUGUCGUUCCUGCUCUCCGUCUACCUCUACGUCCGCUCCUUUUGGGCUCCUCCUCAUGCUCUCGCUUUGGGAGGCAACACAGGAAACCCCCUGUACGAUUUCUUCAUCGGACGGGAGUUAAAUCCUCGGAUUGGAAACUUUGACCUGAAAUAUUUCUGCGAGCUCCGGCCGGGUCUGAUUGGCUGGGUGGUCAUAAACCUGGGCAUGCUGAUGAAAGAGGUGGAGCUUCGAGGUUCCCCCUCCCUCGCCAUGAUACUGGUCAACAGUUUCCAGCUGCUGUAUGUGGCAGACGCUCUGUGGAAUGAGGAGGCUGUUCUGACAACCAUGGACAUUGUGCAUGAUGGGUUUGGCUUCAUGCUGGUCUUCGGAGACCUGGCCUGGGUUCCCUUCACAUACGGCCUGCAGGCGGUUUUCCUGGUCGUGCACCCACAGGCCCUGAGCUCGCUCGGAGCCGCAACUAUAAUAGCACUCAAUGGUAUUGGAUAUUAUAUUUUCAGAAAGUCCAACUCACAGAAGAACCAGUUCAGACGAGACCCUACACAUCCAAGUGUUGCAAGACUGGAGACCAUCGCCACAGCAACAGGCAAGCGACUCCUGGUGUCCGGUUGGUGGGGUCUCGUUCGUCAUCCCAAUUACCUCGGUGACCUCCUCAUGGCCCUGGCGUGGUCCCUGCCAUGUGGGUUCUCACAUCUGUUGCCUUACUUCUACGUCAUAUAUUUCACCGUGUUGCUGAUCCACCGAGAGGCCCGGGAUGAGAGACACUGUCAGGCCAAGUAUGGACUCGCAUGGGACGCGUACUGUCGACGCGUCCCCUACAGGAUCUUCCCUUACAUUUACUGAAAGAGAAAUCAAAUGGCUGGAGCUGGACCAAAAGUGUCACAAAAUAUCAUGAUGAUCCUGCGAAGCCACACGAACCCGGCAAUAACUUGAAAUGCGAAUCAAUUUCCAUCUGCAUGGACCCGCAAGUAUUAACCGGUAGCUGCUGUAGGGAAUGUGCGGGGAGCGGACAAUUUUCAUCAGCCUUCACUUGUAAGGCCGCGGUCCAGUUACACAAUGAUGGAUCCUUGCAUUUACACUUUGAGGCCUCGUAGCGAUGUGCUUAGCAAUAAGGUAAAGUCAAUUAGCAUUACACACGUGUCUCUUGUUCUGACUCAAGCUUCCCAGAAUAAAAAGGCUGAAAAUGAGAGAAAAGAUUCAGAUUUACUCUACCCUUUUUACUUUUAAUGAGAAAAAAAACAUGCAGUGCCUUUUUUUUUAUUACUUGUCAAAAAGACUGGGUCACCUCAUUUGACCACGUUUUUUGUACAGUCUUUGUUUUUUGUGAAGUGUAUUGUUGCCUGUGGAAUACAUUUGAAGUAAACAAAUACAAAGCA